This is a messenger RNA of Lates calcarifer (barramundi perch), 2515 nucleotides long. It is a transcript of the gene ercc8, whose product is annotated as excision repair cross-complementation group 8. Gene Ontology annotation, biological process: protein polyubiquitination; proteasome-mediated ubiquitin-dependent protein catabolic process; transcription-coupled nucleotide-excision repair. The record is from RefSeq and is a predicted model, not a curated record. Bases 475 to 1506 code for a protein of 343 amino acids. Gene Ontology annotation, molecular function: protein binding. The transcript has 12 exons. Gene Ontology annotation, cellular component: nucleotide-excision repair complex; Cul4A-RING E3 ubiquitin ligase complex. NCBI's taxonomy places the organism in Eukaryota, Metazoa, Chordata, Actinopteri, Centropomidae.
UCCAACAUGGCUACCCAUUGUUGUGAAGCUGCUAUAAAGCUAGUUGAAAUCAAAGUAAAAUGAACAGUAAAUAGUAGAAAAUAAUAUCAUAGUAAGAUUUACAUGGUGUAUGUAGCUAUCGCGAAGCUUUUGUCAAAGUAUAAUGCCCUGUUGGACGCGUGUUGUUUCAUUUUGGAUGAAAAACGUACUUCAUUGUGGGUAGCAUGCUAGUCUCUAAGCUAGGCUAGCUAGCAGUAGCUCAGAUAAAAAAUAGUCCUGCUAAUCAGUUUCUCAUAAAAUUGUAGCAAUGUUGGGAUUUUUGACAGCAAGGCAGGCUGGACUGGAUGACCCACUGCGACUGCGACGUGCAGAGUCAACGAGAAGGUGAGAGAAUACAGGGUCCUUGGUCUGAAGUUGAAUCCUGACAGAGAUGUAGACCGAGUCCAUGGAAAUGGCAUCAACACCAUUGACAUUGAAGCAAUAGAAGGCAGAUACAUGUUGUCUGGAGGUGCAGAUGGAGUAAUCGUUAUCUAUGACCUGGAGAACUGCAGUGGGAAACCACAGUACACCUGCAAGGCAGUCUGCACAGUGGGCAGGUCUAGCCGGUAUGUCCACAAAUUCAGUGUAGAGACGGUUCAGUGGUAUCCUUAUGACACAGGCAUGUUUGUCUCCAGUUCCUUUGAUAAGACCAUGAAGGUCUGGGACACAGAGACACUGAAGCCUGCUGAAGUCUUUGAGUUUGAGGGCAAUGUCUACAGCCACCACCUGUCCCCCAUCGCCAGGAAACACAGUCUCGUUGCAGUUGGCACCAAAAACCCUAAAAUCCAGCUGUGUGACCUGAAGUCUGGUUCACGGAUUCAUGUUCUUCAGGGUCACAGAGCAGAGGUCCUGUCUGUGCGGUGGUCGCCCAGAUAUGAACACAUCUUGGCCACCGCCAGUGCAGACAGCAAGGUCAAAGUAUGGGAUGUGCGUCGGGCUUCUGGCAGUCUCUUCACUCUGGAUCAGCACAAUGGAGACAAGUCAAAAGCCGCCUCUGAGGCAGUGAACACAGCCCAUAAUGGCAGAGUGAAUGGCCUGUGCUUCACUGGUGAUGGCCUUUACCUCCUCACAACUGGAACUGAUGACCGUAUGAGACUAUGGAAUAGUGCCACUGGGGAAAACACACUGGUGAAUUACGGGAAGGUCUGCAACGAGAGUCGAAAAAGGCUACAGUUCACAGUGUCACGUGGCUGCAGCCCAGAGUUUGUGUUUGUGCCGUGCGGCAGCUCCGUCGCAGUGUACGCCCUACACACCGGAGAGCUGGUCACUAUGCUAAGGGGUCACUACAACAACGUUGAUUGCUGCGAGUUCCACCCAGACUACCAGGAGUUGUAUAGUGGAGGUAAAGACUGUAACAUCCUGGCGUGGAUUCCUGUCCUUCGUGCCUCAGAUGUGGAGGAAGAGUCAAACUGUACAAAUCAGGCUGCUGCUGGCCAGUCUUCAGUGAACCCUGCCUUUCAGGAUGCAUGGAGCAGUGAUGAAGAUUAAUGCUGGUGUUUUGUAUGUGUGGGAAAAGUAGCCACAUGGUCAUCGGAGGAUGCAAAUUAGCAAACAUCCCGCACGAUAAACUUGUCACAAAAUGACUGGUCCUGGGACACAUGAUAAUCACAGGUUUAGGGAAAUCUUUCCUGUUUCAUCAUGUCAAAGAUGAAGGCCUUAAAAUUAAAGUGAUUUGUGUAAAUAAUUGUCUGAUUUUAUAAGUACACAACAAUGUUCUGAAUAAUUUUUGUUUUUCUACAUUUGAUAUGGCAUUUCUAUUGUUUUGCAAUUUGAAUGUAAAGCCAACGUGGUCCUUCAUCAUACUCAUGAGGGAUAACCACCAUUGUUUGUGCAAAUUCUAAUAUGAGACAACCCCUCACACAUUUGAUAUGAUACUGACAUUAUAUUAGGUUUAUGCAGUCUGUAUUAUCACAUAUACAGAGGAUUUUGGUUAAAAGGACAUUAUAGAGGCUAUAGAGAGAUUUGUAAAUUUAAACAGGUUCCAGUCUUUUAGUUUGUGUGUUUCUGCAGCUGAGUUAAGAAGAGAGUACCCAUAAUCCUCACAUGGGAGAAACCAGGCAUUCAAAAACACAGAUUCAUUCCUGGGAAAAUUUGCAUUUGUUUAUACAGUAAGUCCUGCUUUCAGCCUCUGUCGAGAGUAGCAGUAGGGAAUGACACUGAAACCUCUCUCUCUCUCUGUCCCACCCCCCUUCACAGUUUUACAUAUUGGCUUUGUUGCCUUUCAAACCCGUGGAACUUAUGUGAUGCUUCAUACUGACCCAGAAAAACAAUGUGGAGUUAUCAACAUUGUUAUCCUUUUAGAAUAUACCAUUAUUUCAUGCAUAUGAAUUAUUUAUAUCCAGGAUACUGUGUCUGUCUCUCUCCUCAUAAUGUACCACUCCAUUCUCUGUUUCCCAGAUUACCUGAAGUGUCUUGAAUUGUACAGUUUUUUUUUUUUUUUUUUUAAUAAAUUGUCUGUCGCCUGUCUUAUAAUAAAAGUGCUGGGGAUACCACCUUA